Alternaria rosae is the source of this 2291-nucleotide messenger RNA. Its product is annotated as fungal trichothecene efflux pump. The record is from RefSeq and is a predicted model, not a curated record. The transcript is spliced from 5 exons. Gene Ontology annotation, biological process: transmembrane transport. Gene Ontology annotation, molecular function: transmembrane transporter activity. Lineage: Eukaryota; Fungi; Ascomycota; Dothideomycetes; Pleosporales; Pleosporaceae. Bases 340 to 2130 code for a protein of 596 amino acids.
GCGGAUAUGGUGCGAAGGGCGAAUCCAGAUGCUUGGAUGAGAUGGUGGAUGGGUGGGCUAGACCGGGGACUAGGGCUUGGAAUGGGAUUGAGAAGGACGGAUAUGGAGGGAAAUGGAGGAAGACGGACUAUGUGAGGACUAGAUGGGAGUUACCCCGCAGACUGAGUCGUGGGUGGGGAAUGUGAUGGACGGGGGCGUGGUGGAACAAGGGUGGGUUUGUAGACAUGCAUAAGAGCCCCGCUGAGCCUCCAAACGACAAUUGUUUGCAGGACUGACAGUUUCGUUCGUACUGUUCAAAGCCUCCAUUUCUGUCUACGGAAUCUUCUCCACACGUAGACCAUGAAGAACACAAUGCGAGACCACAGCGAUGGCUCUGACAUCUCAGACCACUCGCCCUCAGCCUCCAAACCAGCCUUCAACCACAUCGAGCAAGUCCACACAAACGAGCAAGUCCCCGGGCACACCAACUACUACGAAAAAGAUGGCUUGCGCACAGCCGGCGACGGCGAAGACCACGAUGCCGAGCAGCCUAUGAACUUUAAGAGAUUGAUGGCAUUAGUUGCCAUGGCCUUUCUCUGGACAGGCAGCCAAAUCCCCGUCUACCUCUUCGGCGGCGUCCCCCCCUACAUCUACGCCGACAUAGGCGGAACAGACCGCUGGAUCUGGUUUAUUCUCGCAAAUCUCCUCUCCCUCGCCGCCGUGUGCCCCUUCGUCGGUUCCAUCUCCGACAUCGUUGGCCGCCGCUGGGUCGCCAUGAUCGGUGCUUGCUUCUUGAUUCUCGGGAUGAUUAUCUGCUCGACGGCACAUUCUAUGAACAUUUUCAUCGCGGGUAUGGUGUUCAGCGGUGUGGGCGCGGGUAUUAACGAGCUUACGGCGUUGGCGGUGACGAGUGAGCUUGCGCCGACGAGUCAGAGGGGAAAGUAUGUUGCUAUUUUGGUGUUCACGAUUUUGCCGUUUUGUCCGAGUGUGCUUUGGGCGCAGCUUAUUGCUAGUCAGAGUCCGGGGGCGUGGAGGUGGAUUGGGAUGUGGUGUGGUCUUUGGGCUUUCAUCGGUCUCGUCUUAACGGCAGUGUUCUACCACCCUCCUCCUCGCGUUAACAGCGUGGGUAUGAGCCGCAGAGAGGUCCUCGCACAGAUCGACUACAUCGGUGGUUUCCUGUCUGUUGCUGGUAUGAUCUUGUUCAUGAUGGGCAUGCAGUGGGGUGGCUACCAGUACAAGUGGUCCAGCGCACACGUACUCGCGCCCUUGAUCCUGGGUGUCGCGUUCCUUGUCGCCUUUGUUUUCUGGGAAGCUUACGGAGCCAAACAUCCCAUGUUCCCCAAGCGUCUUCGCCAGGAGCCCCGGAUUCUUGGUCUCACGCUCGUCAUCACGUUCAUCUCCGGAGCCAACUUUUUCUCCAUCCUUAUGUUCUGGCCGACGCAGGCGUUCAACGUCUACGGCCAUGAUCCUGUCGGGGUUGGUAUCCGAGGUAUUCCAGUUGGAUUUUCGAUUCUGGCUGGUGCUUGUAUCGUUCUGUGGUUGCUGUCAUUGCUCCGUGGUCACAACAAGGAGCUUUUGAUCGUCUCAUCGAUCAUGAUGACUGCAGGCUGCGGUGCCCUUUCUAUCGGUCGUGUCGACAACUUGUACCAGCUAUGGGGAUUGUUGGUUCUUGCUGGUCUCGGUAUUGGUGGUAUCGUCGUGCCCGCAUCUAUUAUCUCCACCAUCAUCUGCCCAGACGACCUCAUCGCAACAAUUGCUGCCCUAACUCUUGCCAUCCGAGUUAUUGGUGGUUCGAUCGGAUACUGUGUGUACUACAACGUCUUCAUCUCCAAAUUCGUUCCCGCCGCAACCUACUACAUCGGCGGCGCAAUGGUGACCAAGCUCAACAUCACAUCCCCAGAGAUCAUCGGAGAGGCAAUUGCCAUCACUGGUGGAUCGCUUCUCCCGCUUCUUCAUGAGCUUCCGGGUAUCAAGGAUGUGCCGGGUGCGUACGAGUUGGUUGUGUACGCUGGUCAGCUCGCGUACGCAGAGGCGUAUAAGUACGUGUACUACGUGAGCAUAGCAUUUGGCGGAGUCAGCAUCAUCGCGGCAUGCUUCUUGGGUGAUAUUUCCAAGUACAUGGACGACCAUGUGGCUGUGGUUAUGCAUUGAGUUGGCCGUAUAGAGCUAAGACCUGUGCGCCACAGGCGUUGACGCAUUGAAGUAGGUAGCCGAGGUCAUAAUUACAAUCGAGGUUUGAUCGAACGCUUGCGUUGUUGAGUUUGAGCGUCCUGCAUGGUUGAUAGACUUGGCUGCAUUGCGGCGCUAUGCCU